Molecule: messenger RNA, 1554 nt
Organism: Porites lobata
Lineage: Eukaryota; Metazoa; Cnidaria; Anthozoa; Scleractinia; Poritidae
Source: the annotation of a GenBank genome assembly
CAAGACUUGAGCCGGGAACAAGUUAGAAAAGGAUCAACACAAGACUUCACCUGGGAACAAGUUAGACGAGAGAUUCAUGGCAGUAACAAUGUGUAUGAUCUGGUGCUACAGCAGCAAGAGAAUCCACAUUGUUUGUGCACUCAUAUAACCCUCGCACGUAAGUACAACUUUCUCUAGAGUUUUGUCUUUAUUUCGUGAAUAAAAUUUACAGGAAUCUCAUCCUCUGCCAUCUUUUGUAUUCUUAAUGCGAUAGAAACAACGGACUCACGUACCUUGACCGGUUUUAACCUGUUCGUCAUGCUCUAGUCUAAUUUAACCGGUUUUAGUUUAGCUCAGGGUCUGAGCUUGACGAUGAGUCCAACCAAGACGGCAAGUCUCCUAUGAAAAUUCUCACCGCUGGGGAUAUUCUGGGUCUUUUUGAGGAAAGUUUUCAAAAAAUUCGGCUACAUGUACAUUAUAUGCGAUCAAAAGACUGCGAUGGUUCACGAUUUUUCCGUGGAGCGUUCAUGGGCGGAAAUAGUUUUGUUUUCAAUCCAGAAGCUAAUUCCUUGUUGUUUCGCGAAUUCUGGCCUUGACUAAAACAACAUCAUUGUAUGAUGACUCGGAAAUUAAGGAAAUCAAAUAAUUCAUUAACGUUUAUUACUGAUCAUGACGAAAAUAGUUUCAAUCAGCAACAACAAUAAGCUUUAUUUUCAGUACUAUAACAAAGUAUUACAGUAUUGCAAAAGCUACUUGAAUUUAAUCAUUGAUUUCUUUUUUAAAUUAAAUAUUUAAAAUAUUAACUUUAAAUAUAAUAAUCAUUGCUUAUUUUCAACCAUCAGUAGGAUUGAUUAUUCCGAUCAUUUGCUGAUAAGACUGAGUGUCAAAUCAGCCACUGCCAAGCUAUCUUUUCAGAGGCCCAUUACUUUACCAAAGAACAAUAACCAGCCAAAAAAACAUACAUGGGCUGGGAUAGUGACAUUCACUCGGAUAGUAGGUUUGUCAAGAGUUCCUGUGGAGGUUUGUGUUAGUUAAUGAAUGUUUGGAUCAGGGUCCAAAGAAAAUCAUUUUACAGCUUGCCAUUCGGGCAAGCCGAAGCUAACAUUUACUAGCCCAAGCAUCAUUUCAACUAGCCCCAGAAACGUUUUGAUGAGCAGAUUGAUUUCACAGUUCUUCUGUAAUUUGAAUUCCUCCAAAAGACAUCAAGUUAAUAGCAGAAUUCACUAGCCCCGGGCUAUCGGACACUACUUUCUAUCAAUUAGGUUUCUGGGAAACUGCCCAACAACCCCUCCCCUAAGCUAACAUUAACACUUACUUCUCGCUUAGAGCAAAAUGAUGGCUUAGGGGAGGGGUAGGUGGGCGAAUAUUGCGAAUGUUUGAUGAAAUAAAGAAUUUCCCUUUUUAUUCUUUCCUUUUUACGCCAUAGAUGUGUCACCCACAGGGACCCUAGACUGUGAAAUAAGUGCACAGAACUGUCAACCUCCUUUGGAGACAAAAACCCGUACAGUAACGCCGAAAGACUCUAAAGUGAAUUUGAACUGCUCGAUUAAGAAUGGGGGAAAAGUACAAGACAUG